AUGGCCAGAGGAACAACAAUCACAGCCCUCGUACAGUCGCCAAAUGGCGGAGGCCCGCCGGUGGUCUCGCGGGACCAGCCAAUGCCGCAAAUCAGAGAUGCCCACGAAGUCCUGGUCCGGGUCUCGGCCGUCGCGCUGAACCCCACCGACUACAAGAUGGCUGAUUAUCAUCCUGUACCUAACGCCGUCAUGGGAUGCGACUUCAUGGGCGUCAUCGUCGCUGCUGGCCCCGCGGUCGACGGGGAUUGCAUCGGAAUGCGCGUUUGCGGACCGAUGCAUGGAUCGAACCCCGGAAACCCGGACUCGGGGGCGUUUGCCGAAUAUCUCAUCCAGGACAGGCGUCUCCUUGUGAGGGUGCCGGAUUCGUGGACUGACCUCGAGGGCGCCGCGCUGGGAGGAGUAGGAUGGGCGACUGUGGCGUUGGCCGUGGAGGACUCGCUCCUGCUCACGGGCACGCCGUCGAAACCCGCCCCGUUGCGGGCUGACGGAACCCGCGUGCCUGUUCUGGUAUACGGUGGUGCUACGGCUACCGGUACCAUGGCGUGCCAGUUGCUAUCGAGUGCCGGCUACGACCCCAUCGCGACAUGCUCCCCGGCUUCUGCGGCUCUUGUGAAGAAAUACGGGGCCGCAUCUACGACACCAUACUCCUCCCCGACGUGCGGAGAGACAAUUCGCGACGCGACAAAGGGUUCCAUCCGCGCGGCAAUCGACUGCAUCACCACGCCAGAGUCGGUGAAGUGCUGCUUUACCGCUCUUGGUCGCGCGGGAGCGAGGUAUGCUUCUCUUGAACACGCGCCCGACGAGUGGAGGACCAGGAAGGCUGUCAAGAUGGACAUGCCCAUGACGUACGUGGUUAUGGGCCGCGAGGUGAAGCUCGGUGCCGUCUAUCACCGUGAUGAGGACCGGUCGAAGUUUGAUCUGGGCGCGCGGUGGGCGCUCGAGGUUCAGGCUUUGGUGGAUGGGGGACGGCUGAGGUGUCAUCCUGUUCGUGAGGUGCCCGGUGGAUGGAAGGGGGUUAUUCAAGGGCUUGAGAUGUUGAAGGCGGGACAGGUUCGGGGGCAGAAGCUUGUGGUUAGAGUGGGGGGUGUUUGA
Messenger RNA from Geosmithia morbida, 1092 nucleotides. Its product is annotated as NADPH:quinone reductase or related Zn-dependent oxidoreductase. Lineage: Eukaryota; Fungi; Ascomycota; Sordariomycetes; Hypocreales; Bionectriaceae. Bases 1 to 1092 code for a protein of 363 amino acids. Gene Ontology annotation, molecular function: oxidoreductase activity, acting on NAD(P)H. The transcript is spliced from 2 exons. The record is from RefSeq and is a predicted model, not a curated record.